AUGUCCACGACGCUCCCGUUCGGCGACCUACAGGUCCCUAUUCCCGGCUAUGGCGCCAUGGGUCUUAAUAGCAGCAUGGGGACUGACUUCAACUACGAGCAAUCCGAGCCGGUUCUUCUAAAAGCCAUCGAGCUCGGCUGUACUUUUUGGGACACCGCGGUAGCCUACAAAAAUGGCGAAAACGAGAAACUGCUGGGAGAGUUCAUCAAGAAGCACAAUGUCCGCGAUAAGCUUUUCGUCGCCUCUAAGUGUGGAUUCGCCGUCUUUGGGCCUGAACGCAAGGUGGACAACUCCGCUGCCCAUAUCAAGGAAUAUAUUGAGGGAACGAUUGACAGACUUGGUUUCACGCCUGAUCUCUACUAUCUGCACCGAAUUGACCCCAACACACCCCUCGAGGAGUCCAUCGGUGCCCUGGAUGAGCUUCGCCGUGCCGGAAAAACAAAAUACAUUGGUCUAUCCGAAUGCUCAGCUGCAACCCUGCGCAAGGCAAACGCAAUCGCCAAGAUUGACGCCGUUCAAGCUGAGUACUCUGCUUUUGAGACCUGUCACGAGACCAGCGGCCUGAUCGAGACGGCCAAGGAAUUAGGAGUGGCAUUUGUGGCAUUCAGCCCUCUGGGUCACGGCUGGCUUGUCGAUGACAUCAAGUUCAAGACACCUGAUGACUUCGCACUAGGUGACUUCCGACGCACUGUCCCAAAGUUUCAGGGCGAAAAUUUCAAUAAGAACAAGGCGAUCGUCGACUUGAUUAGAAAGCUGGCCAUUCGCAAGGGUUGCUCGGUCGCGCAGAUCGCCCUCACUUGGGUGGCUGCGCAAGGGUUGAUCUCUAUUCCAGGAACAACCCGUGCCUCGCGCUUGGAAGAGAACUGGGCAUCACGUAACAUCGAACUGACGGCAGACGAGCUGAAGGAGAUGCGACAGAUCGUGGAUGAUGCCAAGCCGGUUGGAGAGAGGUUCAACGCUCUUUUUGGAUCGAUGUCUCGUGCCAUCGUCAAUUAUCUGACGGUUCUGCGGUACCUCAUCUACGGCUAG
This is a messenger RNA of Talaromyces atroroseus, 1029 nucleotides long. RefSeq lists its product as hypothetical. The record is from RefSeq and is a predicted model, not a curated record. Bases 1 to 1029 code for a protein of 342 amino acids. Gene Ontology annotation, cellular component: cytoplasm. Lineage: Eukaryota; Fungi; Ascomycota; Eurotiomycetes; Eurotiales; Trichocomaceae. The transcript has 7 exons.